UUCCAUCGAAAAAGAUGAGCUACCACAUUGGGAAGCCCACCAACGCUGACUUAUAAAUGUGAUUUCACGUAAAUCUGAAAUUGAACGGACUAAACUUGUCGUCUCACACUUCCGUCUUCUCUUCUCUGUUCACACUGACCAGUUGAUCAAGCCAUAGACGUCGAUAAGCAUGGAGCUCAAGCCAGGUCUAUCAGCUUUGAUCACCGGCGGUGCCUCCGGAAUUGGUAGAGCACUUAGCUUGGCUCUUGCCCAGAAGGGAGUUUUUGUUACAAUUGUUGAUUUCUCAGAAGAGAAAGGCAAAGAAGUUGCAGCCCUUGCUGAGAAAGAGUGCGCCAAAUUCCAUUUUGGACUGGAAUUUCCACUUGUUAUGUUCAUCAGAUGUGAUGUCACUAAUGCAGGAGAACUAAAAGCUGCUUUCGAGAAGCAUUUUGUAACAUAUGGAGGACUAGAUAUCUGUAUUAACAGUGCAGGGAUUGGCGAUAUUAUUCCAUUCCGUAAUGAUCGAACUGAUGGGUCUAAAAGCUGGAGACACACAGUUAAUGUGAACCUCAUUGCAGUUAUAGAUAGCACUCGUCUUGCGAUUCAAGCCAUGCAAGCUGCCCAAAAGCCAGGUGUAAUUGUAAAUUUGGGUUCUGCUUCCGGACUCUAUCCAAUGUAUAUAGGCCCUAUCUAUUCUGCCUCCAAAGGAGGUGUUGUCAUGUUUACAAGAUCGCUUGCUCCGUUUAAGCGCCAAGGAAUCCGCAUCAAUGUGCUCUGCCCUGAGUUUGUCCAAACUGACUUGGCGACAAAGGUUAGUUCUCCACAUAUUGAUCAACUUGGAGGAUAUCUGCCUAUGGAACUUGUGGUGAAAGGUGCUUUUGAACUAAUCAGAGAUGAGAGUAAAGCAGGGUCAUGUCUAUGGAUCACUAACAGAAGAGGCAUGGAGUAUUGGCCAACUCCUGCAGAAGAAGCAAAAUACCGCCUCCCCUCUUCAAAAGCACUUCGAAAAUCUUUGGUUACGGUACCAAUGGAUUUUCAGAUUCCUCAAAGCUUUGAAAAAGUAGUUGUUCACACGUUGAGUCACAAUUUUCGUAGUGCUACAAGAAUUGUGCGAACUGCAUUGAGGUUGCCACUCAAACCAGAUCACGUUCUAUUAAAAGUCAUCUAUGCUGGUGUGAAUGCUAGUGAUGUCAACUUCAGCUCAGGGCGUUAUUUCAGUGGAGAUGGCAAUGACAUCGCCUCCCGCCUUCCGCUGGAUUCUGGUUUUGAGGCUGUGGGAAUAAUUGCUGCAAUUGGUGAUGCUGUUAGAAAUUUGAAGAUUGGUAUGCCUGCUGCCAUCAUGACUUUUGGCGGUUAUGCUGAAUUUGUCAUGGUCCCUGCCAAACACAUCCUUCCUGUAGCAAAACCAGAUCCAGAAGUUCUUGCAAUGCUUACCUCUGGACUCACUGCAUCAAUUGCUUUGGAAAAGGCUGCUCAAAUGGAAUCAGGAAAAGUUGUUUUGGUGACUGCUGCUGCAGGAGGGACAGGGCAAUUUGCAGUGCAGCUUGCAAAAUUAUCUGGAAACACGGUGGUUGCAACUUGUGGAGGCACUGAAAAGGCCAAGCUUCUUAAGGAUUUGGGAGUUGAUCGGGUCAUUGACUACAAAGUAGAAAACAUAAAAGCUGUCUUAAAGAAGGAGUUCCCUAAAGGUGUUGAUAUUGUCUAUGAGUCCGUUGGUGGUGAGAUGUUUGACAUCUGCUUGAAUGCAUUGGCUGUCUAUGGACGACUUGUUGUCAUUGGAAUGAUUUCACAGUACCAAGGAGAACAUGGGUGGAAACCUCGGAAUUAUCCUGGAAUAUGUGAAAAGCUUCUAGCAAAAAGUCAAACAGUGGCUGGAUUUUUCCUGGUACAAUAUGCUCACCUAUGGCAAGAGCAUUUGGAUAGAUUGGUUAAUCUUUUCUCUUCUGGAAAGCUUAAGAUUGCCAUAGAUCCCAAACAGUUUGUUGGCCUACAUUCAGUUGCUGAUGCUGUUGAGUACCUUCACUCUGGUAAAAGUGCUGGCAAGGUUGUUGUUUGCAUUGCCCCAACAUAUGCUCAACAACUUGCAAAACUUUAGGUACAUAAGGAGACAACUGUAUCGGAGUCCAAAGAGAAUUCAAGAUGCUAUAGCACAUAUGAAAUUAUAAGGUAGCUCUGUUGUGUAAGGUGUUCUGUACAAUGACAAACAGGAUUUGUGAUAUUCGUUGUGUAAAAGCAGCAACCGAACUUGUUUGUUACUUUAAGGUUACAGCAUAUUGUUUUUGCUACUUUUAAGGUUACAACAUAUUAUUUCUGCCUGUUAAAUUUGAAAAUGGAUGAAAAUUUAACAA
Molecule: messenger RNA, 2327 nt
Organism: Nicotiana tabacum (common tobacco)
Lineage: Eukaryota; Viridiplantae; Streptophyta; Magnoliopsida; Solanales; Solanaceae
Cellular component (GO): mitochondrion
Molecular function (GO): oxidoreductase activity; zinc ion binding
Source: RefSeq, a predicted model, not a curated record